UUUCGGUAAAAUUUGAUGACUCUUUAUUUCUUUUAUAACUGACCUAUGAAACAUUUUAUGAAAUUUGUUAGUUGUUGCUUUAAUUUAUGUUAUCAUUUUAUAGAGUAAAAACUAUUGCUAAGCGAUUGCUAGCCACUGGAAUCUAUUUCCAGACUUCAUAAACCCAAGGCAAUAAACCCCGUGAUAAGAAAGUAGUCACAUAUCGGAUCCAACUUUGAUCGGCGGUUAGCUAAUGGCCGUUUCGAGGGCAGUGGGUGGUGGCGGUGUCGAUCGGCUCGAGUGGUGGAGUAGUUUUCUGGCAGUGCAUAGGUAUUAUGCCAGUACAUGGAUGGGCCUGCCAGUGGACAUGUGUCUGGGAUUCGAUGAUAACCCACGAAUGACACCGAGCUGCAUCCCGUAGGUUUAAAGUAUAGCUCCUAUUUAAAACGCGCUUUAGUCACAGUUCGGAUUUUGCCAGCAGCAGCAGCACGGCGGCAGAUAGACGAAGAUUAUACGGUGAAGAUUAUACGGCUGAGAUUAAUACGGACUACGCGUCACCGCGACAGUGUGUGAGCGAGCGAGAGAGUGAUUAGUGAAGUGUGAGAAGGAGAGAGAGAGAGAGAAAGAUGUCCCAGACCCUGGACGAUCUCUUGCUGCGCCAGGAGCAUGCCCGGCAGCUUCGCCAGGCCACACGCUCCAAAUUCCGGAGGAUUAAUUCCCUGGACCUGAUUCCCGAGCACCCCAGCCAGUCGGAAGAGGAGGAGGAUAAGGAUCAGCAGACUCCACAUCGUCACUUUGUGACUCUGCGCCGUCAAAGGACAGCUGAUGGUAGCCUUUUGAGGAGCCAGUUCCAGGCCCGAGCUCCGUCACAGCCCAAUCUGGGCACCCGGAUGCUGCUCUUUGGUCCCCAGUUGCUAAUGCGACUCCUGCUGACCAUCCUCAGAUACGUCCUGUACAUUCCGCUCUCGAUUGCGGCUCCCAGUUUUUGGCUUUCCGCCUUGCUGUGGAUAUUCUGGAAGCUCCUGAGGGUGCCCAUUGCCCUGGUGAAGUGGCUCUUGAGCGGUGAGGAGGAACUCGGUGCCGUCCAGAGGCAGAAGACCAUUUUGCUGAGCUGUGGCAGUACCAUUCAGACCCUCCAUCUGGCCAGGAACUUCUACGGCUCCGGUGCCCGAGUGGUAGUCUUCGAGUUCGAGGGUCUCUUCGGUCUGGCCCGCUUCUCCACGGCCGUGGAUAAGUUCUACGUGGUGCCUCGACCCACGGCCAAUAACCCGGAUCAAUAUAUAGCAGCUCUGUGCCACAUCGUUAAGAAGGAGCGACCGGCAGUGUAUAUACCCGUGUGCGCCACCAGUCCGGCGUACUAUGAUGCACUGGCCAAGCCACACCUGGAGGUGUUGGGAUGCGCCAGCUUUAUUCCGAGCGUGCAGGAAACCCUGCAACUGGACGAUUGUCUGCAGCUCUUCCAGAGAUGCGAGCAGCAACAGAUGGCUCUGCCGGCCCAUGUGGUCCUCACUGCGCCGAGACAGAUCCAGCAGAUAUACGAGAGCGGGUUUGUGGGCAACUACCGGAACAUCUUGAUGGCUGCCGGAAUGCAGGGUGUCCUGGAACGGCACAAGUACAUUCUCCCAAACAGGAGGACAGAGUUAAAACUCAACCAGCACGAGAUCAGCGAGCAACAGCCCUGGCUGGUGGUGAGGGAUCAGCCGGGCUAUCACCACUACGUCACCUGCACCACCGUCAAGGACUCGCGGGUGGUAGCCAAUGUGAGCUGCCGAGUGGAGCAUCAUACCAAGAACCUCAUCCCGGUACCCCGGGACGACGAGGCCCAGAUCGAACUCUGGCUGCGCUCCUUUUUCGCGAAGGUGCGAUUCCAGAGGCCCAUUAACGGACACAUCAGCUUCCGGCUGGUCAAGAGCCCCGCCCACGGUGGACAGUUCGUGCCCCUGGGCACGCGAUUGGGCGUGGCCCUGCCCUACAUAUGCCACAAUCGGUCGCAUGCCCAGCUCCUGUGUCAGGCUAUGAAGUGCAUCCACAGGAGGGGCCUGCCGGAGGACGAGCUGCCCAACUGGAGUUGGUCGGCGCUGGAGCGCACCUCGACGACGGCCCUGGACAAGCGGGAGGCGCUGUUCGCCUACUGGGACCCGCUGCCGUACUGCGCCUACUAUCACUUCCAGCUGCCGCUCGAGAACGUGAAGCUCUUUUUGCAGCGCCGGAAUCGCGCCACAACCAAAAGUUUAUCGCCCCGCAUCACGGUGCCGGUUCAUUGAACGCCCGGACGGAGGAUCAGGGGGAGUCACUGCAGCUAGGCGGGGGCUAAAGGGAGAAGGAGCUGCCAGAGCAGGAGGAUGAGGGUGAGAAGGAGGUGGAGCAGCCAGCGAGAGAGAUUAAACAGACUGAUCAAUAAUGGAAAAUAUAUAUAUGUAUACAUCUUGCAUUCUAUACUAUUCUCUUUUUUUUUUUUUGUUUACGCCGAUGGGGUUCAACAUCCACGGAGAUUAGACACUUUCAAAUAAAAAACAUACACUCACACACACGCGCAUAUACACAUAUAGACAUAUAGAAGUUAUACUAUACUGUACAAUAAAUAAUAUUUAUAUUUUAACAGCCCA
Drosophila ananassae is the source of this 2585-nucleotide messenger RNA. RefSeq lists its product as uncharacterized. Bases 606 to 2243 code for a protein of 545 amino acids. The transcript has a single exon. NCBI's taxonomy places the organism in Eukaryota, Metazoa, Arthropoda, Insecta, Diptera, Drosophilidae. The record is from RefSeq and is a predicted model, not a curated record.